AUGGUCGAUUACAAGUACGGAGUCGUCAUCGACUCAGGAUCCUCGGGAUCAAGAAUCAUGGUCUACCGAUGGAUCAACCCGGCAUCUGCCAAGGAUAUUCUGCCGUCAGAGCUUCCAGACAUGUAUUUUGACCGUGUGCCGGUGAUCAGUCUGGAAGAUAAUUGGACCACGAAAAUCACGCCUGGAAUACUGACUUUUGGGUCGAAACCAAAGAAAGUGUGGAAUGGUCACUAUCGAAAACUUAUCCAAUUUGCUGAAGGAAUUGUUCCCGCAGCGCAGAUCCCAGAAACUCCCAUCUAUGUCUUGAGCACUGCUGGAAUGAGACUUCUUCCUGAGAAACAGCGCUCAGAUGUAUUGCAUCAAACUUGUAAACUGAUCCAGCGCAAUUCGCGAUUUCUUCUACCGGACUGUUCCGAGCAUGUCAAGGUCAUUGAUGGGUCAACAGAGGGGACCUAUGGCUGGCUAGCCUUGAACUACUUGAUGGGGCUGUUCAAUAGACACUCUACAUCUGAGUCCGUAGGGUUCUUAGAUAUGGGUGGUGCAUCUACACAAAUUGCAUUCGUUCCAUCGGAGGCUGAGAUUUCCAAACAUGAUGAGGAUUUGGCCACAGUGGUCUUGAGGAAGAACGAUGGAAGUUCCCAUACGUGGCGUUUAUUUGUAGAAACAUGGCUCGGUUUUGGCGCUAACCAGGCUCGUGCGCGCCACUUGAAUGCCUUGAUCAAUUUAUAUGUCGGUUCUAAUCCAGUGACCAAACGGAAGGUGAUCAAGGAUCCAUGUAUGCCUGCUGGCGCGUUACUCAAAGACUACGAGUACCAGGGUCAGAAAUACUCCAUUCAAGGUACCGGUAGCUAUGAGCAGUGUCUUCGUGAUACUUAUCCUUUGUUGAUGAAGCAUCUCCCUUGUAAAGAGGAUCCUUGUCUCUUCAACGGUGUCCAUGCCCCGAAAAUGGAUUUCGAAAAAGACAAGUUCGUUGGGAUUUCUGAGUACUGGUACUCUGCCAAUGAUAUUUUCCAUAGCGGUGGUGAAUAUAACUUCCACACGUUCAAUGAGAAAGUCAAGACAUUUUGCGAUAGCAACUGGGAUACUGUUAGGAGAAACUCAAAGAAGGGCGACUACCUGAAAUUGCCGGAGAGAGCAUUGCUUGAUGCAUGUUUCAAGGCUACUUGGGUUCUCAAUGUUUUACAUGAAGGUUUUGGAUUGCCUCGCCUCAAUGUUGAUAUAAAGGAUCCAGGAGAAAUGGAAACAGACAAGGAAGUAAAGAAAGUCCAUGUUCCUUUUAAGUCCGCUCAAUCAGUGGAUGGAAAAGAGCUCUCUUGGACACUCGGAAAAAUUCUUUUGGUUGCAUCAUCCCAAAUUCCAACUCAAGAUGCAAGACCCGUUGGUAUCACAGGAAAAUCGCUAGUUGAUAUCGACUAUGAUUCUGACGAUGAAAUAUCAAAAAAUAGUAUCGCAGUUCUCUGGUGGUGGUUUUUUGCAUUUGUGAUCAUCCUGGCCUUAUUAAGAUUCGAGCGGAGACGCUUGAGAAGAUUCUACUCCGAGGUGAUGAACGUCGCACCACGAAACGUGAAGCCUAAAUUCAAGAAUGUUCUUGCUUCUCUUCGGAAUUCGAGCCCAGAGUUUUUGAAACCUCCAAUUCUGAAGAUCAUUACGUAUAUGGAGGUGCAAUCACAAGUUGAAAUGGACAUGCGUUUAGAAGAAGGCUCCGCAAGAGCAUCGCCACGAAUUGCUCCUCAGCAAUCGUUUCUUAGAACAAGAUCAUCCAUAAAUUUGGCGACUGACGGACAGAACCCUUCACUGAAUCUUGAAUUUAUGAACAAACCUUUCCUCAAUCCCAAGACCGCAGCUUCACUCUAUCAACAGUAA
Messenger RNA from Australozyma saopauloensis, 1863 nucleotides. RefSeq names its product apyrase. The record is from RefSeq and is a predicted model, not a curated record. The transcript has a single exon. Gene Ontology annotation, molecular function: UDP phosphatase activity; GDP phosphatase activity. Bases 1 to 1863 code for a protein of 620 amino acids. Lineage: Eukaryota; Fungi; Ascomycota; Pichiomycetes; Serinales; Metschnikowiaceae. Gene Ontology annotation, cellular component: Golgi apparatus. Gene Ontology annotation, biological process: UDP catabolic process.